Molecule: messenger RNA, 2128 nt
Organism: Ochlerotatus camptorhynchus
Lineage: Eukaryota; Metazoa; Arthropoda; Insecta; Diptera; Culicidae
Product: putative polypeptide N-acetylgalactosaminyltransferase 9
Exons: 5
Coding region: 260-2026 (588 amino acids)
Biological process (GO): protein O-linked glycosylation
Cellular component (GO): Golgi apparatus
Molecular function (GO): polypeptide N-acetylgalactosaminyltransferase activity
Source: RefSeq, a predicted model, not a curated record
GCCACCACAACACAACAACAGUAGUGACAUUGAAAACCGACCCUGCUGACGAAAGCAGAGCAAUGGGUACCUCGCAUUGGUCUACUAGGUAUGGUGGUGGUACAGCUGGGAUGAGACACAACACUCCCGUUGUUGUUAUCUAGAGUGACGACGACGGCGGUGUAACGAUAACGUCCGUAUUCGACAGCUUGUCCAAUUGAGCUGUCGACGAGCUUGUUUAGUUCUCAGUUUCCCGCAAGCGGCACGACAGUGAAGUAUUAUGAUUCGGGCGUUCAGCAAGAAAUGGCUGCUCGGCGCACUGUUCUCGAUCGUAGCUGUUAUGGGUUUGCUAACCCUGUUCGGUUCCAGUUUGGAAAUUUCCGGAUUCCAGGACACAUUGCGGCACAAGUUUAUCGCUAAAAGUGCCGAGAGUGUCACUGAACCAGCAGAGAACAAUGAAACGACAUCCAAAUUCCAGUACACCUCGCAGACAUUGAAUCCAAGAUUUCCCAUACCCCCGGGAGAUAUGGGAGCAGCUGUAACUCUCGGGGUCACAAAUGAAGGAAUCGCGGGCUUGGUAAAAGAGGGAUACCAGAUGCAGGGAUUGAAUCAGUUUCUUUCCGAUUUGAUGUCCGUACAUCGACGGCUUCCCGAUGUUCGAGACGAUUGGUGCAAACAACCGGGAAGGUUUCUCAAAGAACUGCCCGAUACUUCGAUUGUGAUUGUAUUCUACAACGAAGCGUGGUCGGUGCUGGUGCGUACAGUUCACUCAAUUCUGGAUCGAUCACCUCCCAAUCUGGUGAACGAAAUAGUGCUGGUAGAUGAUUGCUCUUAUCUUCCACACACGAAAACGCAACUCGACGACUAUUUUCGGUCGUUCCCGAAGGUGCGCGUUCUGCGGGCUCCCGAAAGGCAAGGAUUGAUUCGGGCCCGACUACUGGGGGCACGGAACACAACCAGCCAGAUUAUCACAUUCCUGGAUGCCCACGUUGAGUGCACAGUUGGAUGGUUAGAGGCACUGCUAGAUGUGGUUGCCAGGAAUGCCACCACCAUCGCCAUUCCUACGAUCGAUUGGAUCGACGAGCAUGAUAUGCAUCUGCGAACGGAACACGCUCCCAGCUACUACGGUGCGUACGAUUGGGAUCUGAACUUUGGUUGGUGGGGUAGAUGGAGCCGAAAACAUCAGCCCACGAAUAAAAUGGAACCGUUCGAAACGCCCGCCAUGGCCGGAGGUUUGUUUUCUAUCAAUCGAUCGUUCUUUGAACGACUGGGAUGGUACGAUGAAGGAUUCGACAUCUAUGGGAUCGAGAACAUUGAACUGUCGAUGAAGAGCUGGAUUUGCGGUGGAAGAAUGUUGACGGUUCCCUGUUCACGAGUGGCGCACAUCCAGAAAACCGGACAUCCGUAUCUGGUUCAGACGAAGAAGGAUGUGGUACGGGCGAAUUCGUUACGAUUGGCUGAGGUAUGGAUGGACGAGUACAAACAAAUCAUUUUCGACAUCUAUGGAAUUCCAAAGUACCCGGAGGAGGAAGUGGGAGAUGUUUCCUCCAGGAAAGAGGUCAGACAAAAGGCCAAUUGCAAGACGUUUAAAUAUUACGUACAGAAUGCAUUUCCAGAAAUGAACAACCCUAUGGUGGAGGGUGCUUUCCAUGGGGAGAUGAAGAACAAGGCAUUGGGAAACGACACCUGUUUGGAGUAUCAAUUGGAAACCAAUAAGGUCGUCAUGGCAACAUGUGAUCAUCAGCAGACGGGUCAGUUCUGGGCGCAUAACUACUACCAAGAGCUGAACAGCUACAAACACUGCCUUGACUACACUGGCAAUGAAUUGGGAGUAUAUGGUUGUCACCGAUCGAGGGGAAACCAAGCGUGGCAAUACCUGACGAAGUCGAAUCAAAUCAAGAGUGUUAAGCACGGGAAGUGUCUGGGAUUGAACAUGGAAACCAUGAACACGUUGACUGUGGAAGAGUGUGAUGAAAACAAAGAGUCUCAGAAGUGGCUUGUGUCGUUCGUAGAUAUUGACGCGUCCAUUUUCAAAAAACGCGCGUGACAGCCAUAAUUUAGUUGAACCGUUUUAAAAUAAGUUUUAGUUAAGUGAAAGUUUUUAAACAUGUAAUGAGCCAAAUAAAGGAUACCUCGGAUUUACUCGAAA